AUGAAGGACAAAAAAAUCAAAAAGUAAGAUUUUUUAAUAUUAAGGUUUUGUUUGUUUAGGUUGGGCAAGAUAAGAAGUAAUUCAAUUGUGAAGGGUUGUAGUGCUCAAAAGAUAUCAGGAUGGGUGGAUUACUUCAAGGCAAGUUUAAAACCGUUUUUCUUUUUAGUUUUAUGAAAGUUUUUGUGUUUACUUAUUGCAAAAAAUGGACACCUGCAGAAAAGAUUUUUUUUUUGAUUUCGCAUGUUUGACGGCUAAAAUUACAAUAUUUUAGUCGAUGUCGCGUUUGGAACAGCAAGAAGCAGUCGAAAGCAUGUUAAAUCAAUGUGAUCAACAACUUUUGUCAAAUAUUAAAAAGGCGUCUUCAAUCAGACUUUUGAAGGAUGUAGUUGGUGAAUCAUCUGUAGAUGUGUCUAGGGAGAUUUUAAAAUAUUUAGACCCGAAAUCGUUAGUGAAAUGUAUGAUGGUAUCAAAGGAUUGGAACAGAAGAGCAAAAGACAAUUUUGUUUGGAAAGAGAAAUGCUUGGAAUAUCACUAUGACGAUAUUAAGGUGUAAGUUAAUAUUCUAUCAUUUUUGUGAUGUUCGGAAAAUCAAUAUCGACAAGCUUUUGUUAAAACAAAUUUGUCAAUUUUUUAUUUUCAUUUUAGGGCGCAUAAACGUAAAAAAUUGCGCAGAUCAAAGAGAAAAGACUUAGACUCUCGGCUUCGUAACAUUGACUGGUAUCAACGGUUCGUUUCACAUGCUAAAAUAAGAGAAAACUGGGUAAAAGACUUCAAGAAAACGACUUACACGGCAAAAUGUGGUAUCAAUCACACUGUAUGUUGUGCUACCGCCAAGGACGGUCUAAUUGUUUGUGGCACAGAUAUGGGACGGCUAAUUAUUUUUAAUGCCUAUCUUAAAAAAGUGAGUUGAUUUUUUUGUGUAUAUUGUAUAAUUUCUUUUUUUUAUGUUUCAGAAAGUACGAACAAUCAAUGCACAUGCGGGCGAAAUUCAUGAUGUUUUUAUACUUGAUGGUGGUGAAAAUAUUGUCAGUGGCUCUACUGACGGUACCUUAGCUGUACAUAAUUCUCGUGGAGGCAAACGUUUGGCCACAAUUUCUGGAAAUAUGGAUGAAUGCGAGGAAAUGGAACAGUCUGGUAAUUUUGUAGCUGCGUAUUAUGGUAAUGACAACGUAAAUGUGUUUGAUUUGGAGAAAGCCACCCGUAGUGCUACAUUUCGUCUCAGAACGCCAAUUUCGGCUAUUGUGUUUGUAAAGGAAACAAUUUUGCUUGGAAUGUGCGAUGGCGAAUUGCUGUUGUAUGAUGUAAAUGGAGUGAUGGUUAGAAAAUUCGAAGGCCACACUUGCGAAGUUAAUGCGUUAUUUGUAUGUUUUAUUUUAAAAGCAAUUAAUAUAUAAUAUGGAAAGUAGACCAAAUGGUUUUUAUUUGUUAAAGAAUAUUUUUUGUUAGAUCACGUUAAUCAGCACCCAUACACUCAAUAGUGUAAGCUUAAACGAAAAAAAUAUUUGUACAAACGUGAUUCGGCACAACCGCGUGUGUUUUAACUUCAAUUCAAAAAAUAAAAUUACUGAACUAUAGUUUUAUUAAAUUGUAUAAAAUGCACUUUUUGUUACUGUAUUUCAGCUGGAUUGGGACAACAAUUUGAUGGUUUCAUGCGAUAUAGAAGGUUUGAUUAACAUUCGUGCUGCGGAUUCUGGAGAUUCUCUUCAGAUCUUGAACUGUCAGAGAUCGUCCGACGUUUUGUAUAUAAAAGAGAACAAAUUGAUCUCGUUUGGCACGGAUGCUUGUAUAUGGGACUGGAAGGAGGGUAAAAUCUUGGCUACAAUUGCUGGAAAAGACAUGCACUGUGAUGGCGUAGAUGAGGCGCAACUUGUCGGCCACAAUCUUCUUUUGACUUCCGGAGAGGAUAACACAGUAAAACUUUGGAAUACGGAUAAUGGUAAGGUUGCGGAGUAAAGUAAAAGCGAGCGGGACUUUUCGGGGAAUGCAUUUUCGGGGAAGACUUUUCGGGGAAUGGACCCUUCGGGGAAUGUACCCUUCGGGAAAUAAGAAGUAAACGUGAUUUAAAAGUUAGUAAGAUGUAAAAGGGUAAAAAAAAAUAAUUUUUACAAAACAUGCCCUAGAGUAAAAUUUAAUUUUUUUUAAAAUUUAUCAAUCUUUUUGAAUAAUAUAAAAAUUGUAAUAUGAACGAAUCACAUUAAACUCCCUGACUGAAUCACAUGUGCCUUUAUUAAGUAUCGUUAACGUUGACAUCGUACCGUGAGCGUUCCUUUGGCACUUUUUUGCAUGCUUUUAAUGUUAGGUCGCAUUUUGUUAGAGUACUGCGAAAGUUAUUGUACCGCGCCGUGAACGUUCUAAUGAAAAGUUUCCCCCGAAAAGUCACUAACCCAAAGUGAAAACGUUUUUUUUGGGAAAAAUUGUUCAUUUUUCAACUUUUUGAAUUAUAAUUCAAAAAUUUCAAAGAAAGCCUUUCGAAAUGUCAAAAUCCUAGGCUGUUUUGUAAACUCCGUUUAGUAUUUAUCAGUUGACUUAUAUAUUGCUGAUGUCCGAAAAUUGACACUACCAUGUUUAAGGUAAUUUCAUACGAAACGUCGUUGACCUUGGAGAAAGCCACGAGAUUUUUUUGAUCCAAGCUACAGAAUCCGCUUUGCAUUACGUAUACGAGGAUGAUAUUGAACAGUCGGCUGUUGGCUUUAUCAGUUUUGAGUUGUAA
This is a messenger RNA of Bursaphelenchus okinawaensis, 2710 nucleotides long. The record is from the annotation of a GenBank genome assembly. Lineage: Eukaryota; Metazoa; Nematoda; Chromadorea; Rhabditida; Aphelenchoididae.